Molecule: messenger RNA, 912 nt
Organism: Neohortaea acidophila
Lineage: Eukaryota; Fungi; Ascomycota; Dothideomycetes; Mycosphaerellales; Teratosphaeriaceae
Exons: 2
Coding region: 1-912 (303 amino acids)
Cellular component (GO): intracellular anatomical structure
Molecular function (GO): oxidoreductase activity, acting on NAD(P)H, oxygen as acceptor
Source: RefSeq, a predicted model, not a curated record
AUGUCGACCGAUCGAGAAGCCCUCAGCUCCCGCGUGCUCCCUUUCAUGAUCCUCUCAGAUGGCUCGGAAGCGUCAUUGACAGGCCCUCCACCUCCACUGCCACACUAUCUCAAUGCCGAGGGCCGGGCGAUGGCGAGGUUCGCCGUGGAAGGCAAUGUAGUGAUCACCGGCGGAGCGGGAUCCCUCGGCCUCUCAGCAGCCCGAGCACUACUCGAACACGGCGCCGCCGGCUGCGCUCUCUGGGACCUAGAAGUCACGCUUCGCAGCGCACAAGCCCAACUCCUCGACCUCGCCAAAGACUUCCCCAAAGCGCGCGUGUUCGGCGUAUCCGUAGACGUCACCGACGCCGCGAGCGUCACCGAAGGCGUCACCGCCGUCGUCCAAACGCUAGGCAGUCUCGACCAUCUCUUCUGCUUCGCGGGGAUCGUCGGCUGCUUCCACGCGAUGGAAAUGACGGACGCCAUCUGGCGCAAAACGCUCGAGGUCAACACCACCGGCUCCUUCCUGUGCGCCCAAGCGGCCGCGAGGCAGAUGGCGGCGCAGAAAGCGGGCGGCAGCAGCGUCACGCUCGUGGCGUCGAUUUCGGCCCACCGGGUGAAUUUCCCGCAGGCGCAGGCGGCGUACAAUGUUAGCAAGGCGGCGAAUGUGGCGCUCAAGUCGAGUUUGGCGGCGGAGUGGGCGGUGCAUGGCAUUCGGGUCAACUCCAUUAGUCCCGGGUACAUGGACACUAUUUUGAAUGCGGGUGAGGGGAAUAUCAAGACUGCGAGAGAGAGCUGGGCGGAGAGGAAUCCGAUGGGCAGGAUGGGGGCAUUGGGGGAGCUGGAUGGGGUGUGUGUUUUGCUCGCGAGUCGGGCGGGGUCGUAUAUCAAUGGGGCGGAUAUGGUUGUUGAUGGUGGUGCAUGCUGCUUCUAG